Molecule: messenger RNA, 630 nt
Organism: Rubroshorea leprosula
Lineage: Eukaryota; Viridiplantae; Streptophyta; Magnoliopsida; Malvales; Dipterocarpaceae
Source: the annotation of a GenBank genome assembly
CUCGUUUAUUUUAGGGUUUGGUAUUUGGAGAAGCAGAGAGCCGCCGUCGCGACCGUAGAAGCAGCAGAAAUGGCGAAGAUCAAGGUGCACGAGUUGAGACAGAAAUCGAAAGAAGAUCUCUUGAACCAGUUGAAGGAUCUUAAGGCGGAGCUCGCUCUCCUCCGUGUCGCCAAGGUCACCGGCGGUGCUCCUAACAAGCUCUCCAAGAUAAAGGUGGUGAGGUUGAACAUUGCCCAGGUGUUGACAGUGAUUUCACAGAGGCAGAAGGCAGCACUGAGGAAUGUAUACAAGAAGAAGAAGUUCUUGCCCCUUGAUCUGCGUCCCAAGAAGACCAGAGCCAUCAGGAGAAGGCUUACCAAGCACCAGUAUGCCAUUAAGGUGUAGGAUAGUUUUAUUAGUUAGAAUUCUAUUAUUAACUGCUAUGCACAUUUACUUGUCCCAGUCGUGUUUGAGAACUUGAGUUUGUGUUUUUGUUUAAUUUUUAUAUGUGAACUUGGGAUCAUCAACCAAGAUGCAGAGCUUUUUUGACUCAAUGGUGUUUCCUCUAUUUCUCUUGAAAUCCAAAGUGGAUUUUGGUUCCUCUUUGAUGACUAUUUAAGGUUUCUUCCUUGCAUAUGAGAAUCUACUUUU